GGGAUGGACUGGGACUCUGCUUGGGAAGCCGCCGUGCUGGAUAACACCGAAGGCUGCACGAUAUGGGGCUAUGACCACUCCCGGAAGGACUUUGGUCGUCAAGUCUCUCACGCGUCCUUCACCAAGAAGCACCGCACACAUUUCCAAACGCAAGUUCAGCUUGGCCCAGAAGACCGCAGCGACGAGAACAACUUGCACACGCUCGAAACUGUUAUGAAGCAGAAUGGCCACACAUUCAUUGACAUCCUCAAGGUUGAUAUCGAAGGCUAUGAAUUUGACACGCUCAGGGCUAUGGUGCAACCUUACGUGGACAGUGGCAAGCUGUUACCCUUCGGCCAGCUACAUAUAGAGCUUCACGUCUGGGGCAAGAGGUUUCCAGACUUCCUGAGCUGGUGGGAACUGCUGGAAGCGGCUGGUCUGCGGCCAGUUAUGAUGGAGCCUAACCUAGUCUAUGUCAAUUACAACAGGGCGAGCGGGGCAGAACUAGCAGAGGUAUGUUACACUCGACCCUAUUCCCCGUUCUACACUGUUCGCAUUGCACGACCUAUCUCACACCAACUUAUAGUACACAUUCCUUAA
Messenger RNA from Phanerochaete carnosa HHB-10118-sp, 579 nucleotides. RefSeq lists its product as uncharacterized. NCBI's taxonomy places the organism in Eukaryota, Fungi, Basidiomycota, Agaricomycetes, Polyporales, Phanerochaetaceae. The annotation marks the transcript as partial. The transcript has a single exon. The record is from RefSeq and is a predicted model, not a curated record.